Messenger RNA from Betta splendens (Siamese fighting fish), 1736 nucleotides. RefSeq names its product regulator of G-protein signaling 18. The record is from RefSeq and is a predicted model, not a curated record. The transcript is spliced from 7 exons. NCBI's taxonomy places the organism in Eukaryota, Metazoa, Chordata, Actinopteri, Anabantiformes, Osphronemidae. Bases 504 to 1508 code for a protein of 334 amino acids.
GUAUUAUUAUUGUUCUUUCGACUAGCGCCGUAUGAGCGCUCGGCGUCAGAUCUCAGCUCUGCUCGUACUUUUCUACGAGGUUCGUUUCCACGCGCUGCCAGAUUUCAAGUCUCCUGUGAAGAAGUGUGGGUCAUGCAGACAAGUUCAGGCACAAGUUAAGGUGUGGCGGCCGCCGUGAGCAGGAGACCGCUGCUAAACUCUGUGGAACUUAGUUGCUGUUUUAUGUCGUCAUUGAGCGGGAGGCGUCCAGUUGAACGUUUAGAGUUUCUUAAGGAAGAGAGAACGAGCUUUACAGCAGCGGACCCAGCCGGAGCCUCUGUCUGACGGGACCAACGUCAGCGCCGCUGCCGCCGUGCCUUCACUUCAUGCUGCUCGUGUGAACAUGGAGAGGGGUGGUUCUGGCAUGGUUUAAUGGCAGAGAGGUCAAAGAGCACCUAAAGUGCUUCCACCAUCACUUUGGCUUUUACAGUCAUUGGGGCACAAACACCUUCACUCAUAUAAAAAUGGCUUCUUAUUCAGUUAACAUGCGCAGGUUUAGUUCUGAGGGAUCCCUUCUGGAUCUUGAUUUCCUUCCCUGGAAGACAGUGGCACUCAACAACCCAGGUUAUAAUAAAAAGCAGGAGUCCGUCAGCUACACACUUGAAGUGAAAGAAGAUGCGAUCGAUGGGAGGCCCAGAGAAAGCAUUGACGAGGCAGGAAGGAGGGAGCUGACCAAGGAGCACAGUGUCAGUGUGGAGAACAUAUGCAAGCUAGGGAAACAGGACCAGAACCACCUCAGCGUGUGCUCCAUAAGUGAAGGGUGCAGGGCGUACAGCGACAGCCAGCUGUCAGCAGCCGCCCAAGGCAGCACAGACAGCAUAGAGAAGUGUGAUCUGCCUCUACCUUCACCCUCUUCACCCAUCAGCCCCUUCCCCUUUAAAUCCCACAACAGGCACCACCCCAGACUGGCAGCUGCUAAACUGCACCUUAAGAACCUGUUUGUACAGAGCAAUCAUUCGUCAAACCCUAACCUGUUCCCUACAGAACAUACAGACAGCGCCAAGGAGAGGAGGUCUCGCCUGCUCUUCAUGCGUCAGUGGAGUCAGGUGGGUCACAGUAAGAAGCGGCGGUUCAGUCGAGAGGAGCUGGAGAAGUGGGCCGAGUCUCUGAAUGCUCUGCUGGCCAGCCACACUGCUGUUUCGGUGUUUGGAGCGUUCCUGCGUUCAGAGUUCAGUGAGGAGAAUUUGCAGUUUUAUCUGGCUUGUGAGCAAUACAAGCAAUCAUCCAACAACUUCAGCCUGCAGCGAAGGGCCAAGAACAUCUGUACCACCUACAUCCAACCAGGCGCUCCCCGCGAGGUGAACCUGGACAGUAAGACCAGAGACCUGACCAUCCAGCUGCUGCAGGCUCCCUCUCUCACAUCUCUGUCUCAUGCACAGAAACGCAUCUACUCGCUCCUGGACACAGACUGUUAUCCUCGCUUCCUCCAGUCCACCAUCUACCUCACUUUACUCAGAGAGGCCGACUAAAGGUGACAUGUUGGCGACAUACUUGGACUCUGGAGGAACAGAAGGGACUUUUUUUUGUGACCAGAACAUUUGCAUCUGUGCCAUGUUAUUAUGGAGCAAUUAGUGAUACUCCUUAAACUGUGUGUAGAAAUGUAAAACACCUAAAUUAAUAGUUUGAAAUACUAAAUUUGUGUGUCUGUGUCUAGAAGGCAAAAUUUAAAUAAAGGUGACAAUCUCAAAACAAAACAG